GUGCCAUUCAGACGGACAGUUGCAGAUCGGCCUCACACCCAGCGACCAGAUCGCCCUCUCGCUGCAUUGCGAAUACGAAGGCAUAGCCGACCGAUCCUGGCUCACCGCUCAAGCCGAACAGGGCAGUAUUGCUGCAUCAUAUUUCCUGGCAAGGAUCCUCCAAGUCGAUCUCGACAGCCAGCAGUCUGAGAACAAGCCCAAGCAGGAGGCCAUCGAGCAACGAAUCAUCCAAUAUCUGGAGAAGGCUGCCCAAGCUGACCACAUGAUGGCACAGUUCCACCUGGCCGAGUGCUAUCGCAACGAAGUCGGCGUCGGCAAAGACCACACCAAGGCCGUCGAGCUGUAUCGUAGUCUUGCAGAUCGUGGGAUUCCUCAGGCCCAAGUCGUCCUCGGUGGAUGCUACGAGAAUGGCGAAGGUGUCGAUCAAGACUUUAACGCUGCCAUCGAGUGGUAUUCCAAGGCUGCAGAUCAGGGAAGCGAAGACGGCCGUCUCCAUAUUGUACAUCUCAUGGCUGUGUGUCUGGUCCAUGGAUUCGGAACCGCAGUGAACGGAAAGAGAGCGGCAAUCAUCUUUGAGCAACUCGCCAAGGACGGUCACAGCGACAGCCAGUUCUGGAUCGGAAUGUGCUACGAUGACGGUGAUGGAGUAUUGCAGGACAAAGAAAAGGCAUUCGAGUGGUUCAGCAAGUCUGCCGAACAAGACAACUCGUAUGGGCAGUGGAGGAUUGGGUAUUGCUACUAUGAUGGAAAUGGAGUCACCGAGGACCGCACCAAGGCAAUCGAGUGGUUCCGCAAGUCGGCCCAGCAGGGCAAUCGUUACGGACAAGAUUAUCUCGGGGAUUGCUUCCAAUAUGGCUGGGUGUCCCUCGAGACAUCGACACCGCCGUCUUUUGGCUCCGCAAGGCCACCGACCAGGGUCUCCAAGUUUCCAUCGACAGCCUCAAGUCCCUCGGCAAGUGGCCCUGAUCACCUAGUCCCACUCCCGAACAACAAAAUCGCAUCACUGAACAUACAAGCAGAGUAG
This is a messenger RNA of Polychytrium aggregatum, 1024 nucleotides long. RefSeq lists its product as uncharacterized. NCBI's taxonomy places the organism in Eukaryota, Fungi, Chytridiomycota, Chytridiomycetes, Polychytriales. Bases 263 to 1024 code for a protein of 253 amino acids. The transcript is spliced from 2 exons. Gene Ontology annotation, molecular function: protein binding. The record is from RefSeq and is a predicted model, not a curated record.